Messenger RNA from Sphenostylis stenocarpa, 1461 nucleotides. NCBI's taxonomy places the organism in Eukaryota, Viridiplantae, Streptophyta, Magnoliopsida, Fabales, Fabaceae. The record is from the annotation of a GenBank genome assembly.
AUGAAUAAAGUAAAUAAAAUUAGUGCCAAAGACGAAGAACGUGCAAUCCGGAUCACCAGAGCAAAGGCUAGAGCCUUGAGAGAAAUUCCUCCCGCUUCAAGACCCUCCUUUGAAAAUGAACAGCAAAAAGUGCCUAGAGCAAAUUCCAAAAGAGCAGCCACUUCUGAAGACCAAACUUCUGUGGUUGUUCCUGCUGCUCUUCAAAACAAGAGAAGGGCAGUUCUUACAGAUGUAACAAACAUUUGUCUAAAAUCACGUGAUAAGUGUACUAAGGCAUCCAAAUUUCUGGCCAAAGGAGUUUCUACAAAGAAAAGCACAAAGUUAACUUCAGGUGUUUCCUCUGAAGUUUCAUCAAGACAGGAGAAUGUUAGAGCAAAGUUAGUUGAAGAUUUAUCAACAAUAAGGACGGUAGAAUGCAAUGAUGCCAUAAGAGAACGUGUUACCGCAGAUGCCAAGUCUUCAAUGCAAGAUUCUGUGAAAUCUGAUGAACUUCUGUGCUCUUCAGAAAAAGACGUAUACAGGAUUUGUGAGAAGCCAGAAACCUCAAACUCCCUUGCUAUUGUGGACAUUGAUUCAGAGUUAAAGGAUCCUCAAAUUUGGAGUUCUUAUGCCUCCGACAUAUACAACAUCAUUCGAGUCACAGAGCUUAAAAGGAAACCAUUGACCAAUUAUAUGGACAAGUUGCAGACAGAUAUUAAUCCAAGCAUGCGUGGAAUUCUGGUAGAUUGGCUUGUGGAGGUAUCCGAGGAGUACAGAUUGGUUCCAGACGCUCUUUACCUGACAGUGAACCUCAUUGAUCGGUAUCUCUCAACUACAUUCAUUCAGAAGCAAAGGCUACAGUUGCUGGGUGUUACUUGCAUGCUCAUUGCAUCAAAGUAUGAAGAGAUGUGCCCACCUAGAGUGGAAGAUUUUUGCUUCAUCACAGAUAACACAUACACAAAAGAACAGGUAGUAAAAAUGGAGAGAGAAGUACUGAAUGUGAUGAAUUUUCAGUUAUCUGUUCCCACAAUCAAAACAUUUCUAAGGAGAUUUAUCCAAGCAGCACAAUCUUCUUACAAGGCUCCUCGUGUUGAACUGGAAUUCUUGGCAAAUUAUUUAGCAGAGCUUGCUCUUGUUGAAUACAGAUUCUUCCAGUUUCUUCCUUCCAUUGUAGCUGCAUCUGCUGUGUUCCUUGGCAGAUGGACCCUGAACGAUUCAGAACAUCCAUGGAAUCCAACUCUGGAGCACUAUACAAACUACAAAGCUUCAGACCUCAAAACAGUUGUUCUUGCUCUGCAAGAUCUGCAACUUAAUUCCAAAGGCUGCCCCCUCAAUGCUGUCCGCGAUAAGUAUAAGCUACAGAAGUUAUAUAAGGAGAAAGGCAGAGAAGAGCACAGUACAGAUUUUGUAAAUAGGCUUAUACAGAAAAUGUUUGAUCCACUGCAUGAUCCUUCUUAUCACUUAUCAGAAGGAGGCAGUUAA